CAAGUCAAGUUUUAGGAAACAAAAAAUUAAACUCUAAUAAUACAAUUCUUCCUUCUCCAAUACAACCCUACCGCAAUUCCUUCCAAUUUCUUCACUGGACCACCGCCUGUUCAACACGCUCCAUGGAUGCGCGUCGCGGCGCUGGUCCUCGAGCCGUUCCUAAGGUCCGGCAAGUCGGCUUCUUCACGCGGAAUCCAAAUCCGAACUCGCCGUCACCACCGAGUCGGACUCGGUCCGUUCCCCCCAACUCCAACUCGCCUGCCAGCGGAAACUCUCUCUCACCUGUAAUGAUACCUCCGCCACGUCAUGUCUCGGAAAAUCUCUCGUACCUCCGCACUACUGCUGCCGUACCUGUCCCGUAUUCCCGCCGGAUAGCGCAGGAGCAUGUGACGGUUGUUGGAAGUUAUAAUCCUGCCGACUCUGUGCUUGGCGAAACUCUUUCGCCGAGUUUUUUGGAUGAUAAUUCUGAUGCUUCAACUACUUUGGGAUGGUUUAGUAGAAGCGGUUCAGGGAAGUUGGCGGCAGCUUCUUCGAGUUUACCUAGUGGUGGUUUUGACUUGACUGCUGUAAAAUUUGAUAAAUUUUGUGGCCUUGAGGAUAAAAAACAAUCUCAAAUUCCUGAAAAAAUUGGAGGGGUGGCUGUGGAAGCACAAAAUGAAGUUCCAUCAAGUUCAAAACCAAAUAAAGCAAAAACAACAAAAGCUGAAAGACGUGCUUUGCAGGAAUCUCAACGAGCAGCAAAAGCAGCCGCAAAAGGUGAGGGAAAUAAAUCUGCUGCUUCAUCUCGGGGAGCAGCCCCUGCUAAACCUCAGAAGCAGCCUUCACAGAAGAAAGAUGAUCCUUUAGUUGCAUUGUCAAUCGCAGCUUCUGACAGGAAAGGGACUGACCGUCCUCCAGAGAAAGAGAGGAAGAAAGAAGUUCCUGCUCCACGCAUGCAGUUUGAUGAUAAAAAUCGGGUGGAGAAGGCCAAAAAGCGUGCAUUGGUCAAUCAAACUGAAGCUAGAAACAGAGUUGAAUUGUUUCGACAUUUGCCGCAAUAUGAACAUGGAACACUACUUCCUGAUCUUGAGUCUAAAUUCUUCCAACUUGAUCAAAUGCAUCCUGCUGUUUACAAGGUUGGGUUGCAGUAUUUGGCCGGAGAUAUAUGUGGAGGUAAUGCUCGGUGUAUUGCAAUGCUUCACGCUUUUCAGGAAGCCAUUAAAGACUACACCACACCAGCUGAGAAAACUCUUGUUAGAGAUUUGGCAGGAAAAAUCAGUAGUUAUGUCUCAUUUCUGAUUGAGUGCCGGCCACUUUCCAUGAGCAUGGGAAAUGCAAUUAGGUUUCUGAAAAAUCGAAUUGCAAAAUUACCUCUGACUUGUUCAGAAUCAGAAGCAAAAGCUUCUCUAUGUAAUGACAUUGAUCGUUUUAUUAAUGAGAAGAUAAUACUUGCUGAUAAGGUGAUUGUUAGACAUGCAGCUACAAAGGUCAGGGAUGGUGAUGUUCUGCUCACUUAUGGAUCAUCAUGUGUGGUUGAGAUGAUUUUUUUGUAUGCCCAUGAGCUUGGAAAACAGUUUCGGGUUGUGGUGGUAGACUCACGACCAAAGCUUGAAGGCCAAGCAUUGCUUCGUAGGCUGGUAGCAAAGGGCUUGAGUUGCACGUAUACUCAUAUAAAUGCUGUUUCAUACAUUAUGCAUGAAGUUACACGAGUUUUUCUGGGUGCUUCAUCUGUAUUGUCUAAUGGAACCGUAUAUUCAAGGGUUGGGACUGCAUGUGUUGCUAUGGUAGCUCACUCAUUCCAUGUUCCAGUCCUAAUCUGCUGCGAAGCAUACAAAUUUCAUGAAAGAGUACAGCUUGAUUCGAUCUGCUCAAAUGAACUAGGUGAUCCAAAUGCUAUUGCCAAGGUUCCUGGAAGAAUAGAUUUGGAUAAAGGAACCAAUAAAGAAAAUCUUCAACAUCUGAAUUUGAUGUAUGACGCCACUCCUUCAGAUUAUGUCUCUAUGAUUGUCACAGAUUAUGGCAUGAUCCCUCCCACAAGUGUGCCUGUAAUUGUUCGAGAGUAUCGAAGGGAGUAUUUAUUGAUAUAGAAAUAUUCGUGUUGAGAUUCUUGGAUAAAGGGUGAAGUUCAUGCUGCCUCCGAUUACACACGAGGGAUUGCUUUUACAUAUGCGUGAGAGAAUUUAACUCUUACAACUUUUUCAAAAAUGUAGUUUGAUUUAAAGUCGCUCUUGAUCAUUCUUUAUGCAUAAAUAAAGAAUUCAUUUCAUAUUA
This is a messenger RNA of Mangifera indica (mango), 2250 nucleotides long. Its product is annotated as translation initiation factor eIF-2B subunit delta-like. NCBI's taxonomy places the organism in Eukaryota, Viridiplantae, Streptophyta, Magnoliopsida, Sapindales, Anacardiaceae. The record is from RefSeq and is a predicted model, not a curated record. Bases 123 to 2066 code for a protein of 647 amino acids. The transcript has 7 exons.